Molecule: messenger RNA, 1849 nt
Organism: Hymenoscyphus albidus
Lineage: Eukaryota; Fungi; Ascomycota; Leotiomycetes; Helotiales; Helotiaceae
Source: the annotation of a GenBank genome assembly
AUGUGCAUACCUAACGGUCUUAAAAUUGGAAUGUGCAUUGACUUACUCAAGAAGCACUCAAUAGAUGACAUCAAACUACCAGUUGGUCGACUCACUCUCCGUAAAAUAUUCGGACUUAGAGUCCCCGAUCUUUCCAGUCGAUUCUUCAAUUUUCAGUGGCGCUCUUGUACAAACUUGUUUGAAGUUGGUUCAAAUAGCCACUUGGUGGAGAAUUCCUCAAUCCCUAUUUACAAUCAAAAGCUUGUCAACAAAGGUGCAAUCGCCGAGCUUUACAGAAUAGAGGUCCUCGAAGAAUUCGUCGAUCAGCAACUACAAGCAGUCGCUGGCGAUGCACGUGGUGAAGGUUUCGAGGAGGUGGUGAGUGACAAUGGGCUGUAUCUACGGAUUUCCCACUCGAAGUACGGCGAAUUGUGGCGAUAUAAAUUACUGACGUUUCCCUUCAAUUUAGGUAUAUGUACUUGCUUUGAAAACUUUUCCUGAUAAGGAAAAACGUUUCUAUGCUGAUGAGCAGGCAGCUCAUGAGCUACUUCAAGGCCAGAACGGUAUAGUGAAGUAUUACGGAAACUAUAGCACGUUUCAACCCUCGUCGGAUCUUGGAACUCUAGUGGAUGCCAUCAAGCAAGCUACCUCGCACGAUAUGCUCUUCGAAUACGGAGAACUUGAUUUAGAAGAAUAUUUCAUCCACAGAGCUCCUCCUAAAUCUCCGGGAGAAAUCAACAAAUUCUGGUCGAGCCUCUUUAAGGUUGCUGACGCAUUGGCGGCUCUACAUAAUUUAAAAACGCCAGGACUAGGGAAUAACGAUAGUGUAGAGUACCAUGGGUAAGAUUGUUCGGCUACUGAAAUUAUGUUCUGACUCUCUCAGAUGGCAUGCCAAUAUUACACCCUCCAACAUUCUUUUUAUACAGGAUAACUUUAAGCUGGGAGAUCUAGGCUUCGCUCGCUUCGUGACGAAAGCCGACCAUAACCCCAAAGAGGUAAUGACUGGUGGCACAGUGACAUACGGCAAGUUUGUUCCCUCAAACCCCAAUGUAAGAUCACUAAUUCUUUUUUGAAGCUGCCCCUGAGCAAAUCAGGUCGAUCGUCAAUCAUGGAGUUGCGGUAUCUCAAAAUAUCGACGUUUGGUCACUUGGAUGUGUCUUAUCAAUUGCUGUAACCUGGAUGGUUUUCGGUCAUUCAGCUGUUAUAGAGUAUCAAAAUCGCUGUCAACGCAGCAUUAGACACUUGAUCGAAAAAACCCUGUUUGAUGAAAAUCUGCGAAACUCCACUCUUGAACUAUGGCCUGGCGAUUAUUUUCACAAUGGCAAUGCAGUUUUAGACGAGAUUACAGAAUGGCAUAAUAUAUUACGGGGAAAUUGCCACGAAUCCGAUGAAAUUACCAUCAGUUUGCUCCGCUUGAUCGACCAGAAGUUGCUAGUGGAGGAUACGUCAAGAAUUACAGCUGUUGAACUCUCUUCAGAAUUGGCGGAUAUGCUAGACAGCACAGUCAAAGGCCCAGUGGUUUCACCAACAACGGAAGAACCAGAAACCAAGGUCGAAAACAUUCUUUUGGACUCUGCAAUUCCAAAAAGCACAACGCCUCAACACACUAAAAGCAGUUUCAGAACUGAACCUCCCGAACACACAAGUGAUGGAGUCGGACCGUACAGCUGGCAAUACUAUCCCAGCUAUCUUGUGACUUUCAAGCUCUUCAACCAGUUUCUUGUACAAGUAUUUGGCCAGAUGGACUUUGGCAUACAUGUAGUUAUCCAGACAAAUGUUUUGUCCCCUUUUACUAAUUCUUUUACAGUUGAACAAUGAUAAAUUUGGAUUUCGGGUGCCUAGACCACUAACAGAGGUAAAUCAAUACUGA